Molecule: messenger RNA, 3661 nt
Organism: Sitophilus oryzae (rice weevil)
Lineage: Eukaryota; Metazoa; Arthropoda; Insecta; Coleoptera; Curculionidae
Product: zinc finger protein 208-like
Exons: 4
Coding region: 576-3269 (897 amino acids)
Source: RefSeq, a predicted model, not a curated record
ACUGUUUUAUUAUUAUUUUUUGAAGAAAAAUUUAUGAUUAAUUUCGGACCGGUUUCGAUUCGGACCACCCUGGAUAAACAUUAGUCUAAGAGCCAGUAGCAGGCAACCUAUAUGUAAUUUAUAAAACCUGAAAUUUUGACCAGUGAGUCUUAGAUACACAUACACUGACUUCAAUCAAAGAGCAACUUAUUCAAAGAUUAUUUGCUCUUUGAAUACAGUCAAUGUAUGUGUAUCUGCAUUAAUUUUUUGUUUUGGAUUUUUUUUUGUGAUAUUUUUGUAUAUGGAUGUUUUAAACUAAGUGUGUUAUAUGUCAAAUGAAAAAGGGAUAUCCACCCCUCUCUAUAUCAUCCGUAUAUUCAUAGAAAUGACAAAGAAAGUCCAGAUUUAAAUUGUCCUGAAGAUGCAAAUAAAUUUUGCGAAACGUCGACAAAUUUAAAACAAAGGACUUCUGUUGAGUUUUUUCGAUCCUAACCCAAUUAAAAAAAACAGUAUAAAUUAUUUUGGAACGACAACGCUAGAAAUUGGAUUUACACUUUAUAUUAAAAUAUCACCUUUAUAUUAAGAAGUGAUGGCAAAUGAAUAAUUUUAGGAACACCCCAAGGAGAAUUAGAACAAAACAUGAGCUCUCUAUAAUAAUUUUGGAAAACAGCGAUUCACCCAAAAGUUCAGAUAUAGUAGGCGACGAAUGCAAAAAGAAUAAACUGUCAGACACAAAAUCAAGCAAGGCAGAUUAUAAAUGUCAGAUUUGCCUGAAAGUUUACACGUCCUUGCGUCUCUUAAAUUUCCAUAGGAAAAAACACAAGUUUGAAAAACAGGAUCCUUCGUACACGUUUGAUAACCUCAAACAGACUUAUCGCUGCAAUACUUGUUUUAAUAAAUUUCAACACAAGCAUGAAAUCAAGGAGCACAUUAAAGUGCACUCUUGUAUGUGUCCAGUAUGUUACGAAUACUUUCCAACAGCAUUGCUGCUAGGUUGGCAUAUGGCGGAGCAUAAUCCGGACGGCUACGUAAGUUGCCCACUCUGUGAUCAUAAGUAUAAGACUUUUUACGGCAAUAUUCUACAAGCACAUAUUAGGAAAACUCACGAAAAACUAGAUGCCCACUACUGCAAACAUUGCGGUUCGUCGUAUUUCAAGAAAAAUCAACUCAUCGAGCACAUAAACGUCGUCCAUUUAAAACGCGAUCCUUACAAAUGCGUUGUUUGUGAUAAGCAGUUUAUAAUGAGUGCCAGCUUGUACAAACAUCAAGUCGAAAAGCAUAAAGUAUUAAUUGAUGGGGAUCUCCCCACAAACUCUUGUCUAGUUUGUAAAACAACUUUCAGAAAAGUAUCUGCUUUGGAAAAACACCUAAAUGAAAAGCAUCGCAAUCCAAAAUUGAAGAAACAGCAGACUUAUGUUUGUGAUACUUGUGGUAAAGGAUUCGGAUAUAGGCAAAGUUUAAAAGUUCACCAGCGAGGCCACGAAGGAAUCAAACCAUUCAAAUGUUCGUUUUGUUCUAAAGUGUUUAAGUUGAAUUCGCAGAGGUUAGUUCACGAAGCAGUCCAUACAAAUAUCAGGCCGUAUUCCUGCGAUCAGUGUGGACUUCGAUUUAAACUAAUGAAAACUUUGAGGGUCCAUUUAAAUACUCACAAAGUAGAAAAAUCUUUUGUGUGUGAGUUCUGCAAGAAAGGGUACAAUAGAGCUGAUCAUUACAAGUUACACCUAAAGAAUUGUAAAAGAAGUCCUAUACAUUGCAAGAAAUAUUUUAAGAAAAGAAGACGCAGAAAAUCAUAUUCCUCUAAAUUACCUGAAUAUCCUUGUACCGAUUGUUCAAACGUAUCUUUAACGCAAAGAACAGCAAAUCUACAUAAACAUCUUCAUAAAGACGAAUCUUUCUAUACCGUUGAUAGAACGAAAAAACUUUUUCUUUGUAUUUACUGUUCAGCUAGGUAUUCUUCUAAGAAAGAAAUCCGAAAUCAUUUUACUAGUCAUUCCAUUACCUGCAAAGAAUGCAGUAUCUCAUUUGACAAUCCGUUUUGCCUUGGAUUACAUAUGGCUCAACACGAUCAAAGUGAACGCGUAUCUUGCCCUCUUUGUGAUUAUAAAGGCACUUUUGCUGUUUCUUUAAGAAAACACAUUUCCAAUAUCCAUUUUGAGGUAUUAAAAGAUACUAAAUAUGAUCAAGAAGAAGAAGAAAAUCACGUGCCUUCAAGAAAGUCAAAAAUAAGCAAAAACGAUAUUGACAGACUUCGAAGGGAGUUAAACACAAAAAGAAAACGAGAACAGAGACUGAAAACUAAAUUAAUAUGUAGCAUUUGUGGAAAGAAAUAUCCUACCAUUAAAGACCUGAGGAAUCAUAGAAAAGUUCACAAGGCCGAACGAAUGGAAUUGCUGUUUGCCUUUAAUCCUUUAAGAAAAGCGUAUUCAUGUGACACAUGUCAUCAAGAGUUUCGAGAAGAACAUGAAAUACAAAGCCACGUUGAAACUCAUACAUAUACUUGUAGUGUAUGUUCUGUUGACUUCAAAAAACCUAUAUUUUUAGGGUUACACAUGGCCGAACAUAACGACAAAGGUGAGAUUAGCUGUCCUUUAUGCGAUCACGAGUUUAAAACGUUGUGCAAAAGUAGGCUAUUGAGGCAUAUUAAACAGAAGCAUCAGAAGGAACGCCCCAAAACAAGUCAAUGUGAGUAUUGUGGGUCGUCAUAUUUAUCAAAGCAGAUGCUAGAAGACCAUAUCAAAGUAAUUCAUUUACAAAAGGAACCGUAUAAGUGUAUCGUGUGCGAACACACGUUUACUUUGAAGUCAAGUAUGAGGAUACAUCAAAUAAACAAGCACAGGGUCGUAGACGAAAGCGAAUUAUCGUCAAACUACUGUACAUUAUGCAAAAUGUCCUUUAAAAAGCCUUCGUCUUUGGCUAAGCAUCUGGAAAUGAAAAGGUGCGUGCCAACACCUAGGUUUCGUUUCUACAAAACCUUCAAUCUGCACCAAAGGGAUCACGCAGGAGACAAGCCAUAUAAAUGUUCCUACUGCCCGAAAUCUUUUGUUAUUAAUUCUAAGAGGCUUGCUCACGAAGUUUCCCACACGGAUGCCAGGCCAUAUUCCUGCGAGACUUGCGGACAGAGUUACAAAACCUGGAAGCAUCUUAGGCGACAUCUAGUCGUUCACAAUUCGAGCGUACUCCCAUUUACGUGUCAUUUUUGUGAUAGAGAAUUUUCGACUAAAGACACCUUAAGAGCACACGUGAGGCUGUGUUCGAAAAAGUACUUAGUUCCUUAUAAUAUUAAUAAUUAAUGACUUAAAUAAUAUAAUUGAAAUUGAAUUUCGAGUCGUAAUUUUCUGAUAUGUUUUGAAAAUUAAGAUAGUCUCGUUUGUCAUUUUACUUCUCACAGGUCCAUUUUUUCAGAACAUUAAUGUUAUUUUUCAUAAGUUUUCAUUUUUCGCAGUGAGUGGUAAAUAAUAUUAGGUACAACCUAAUUUUAUAAUAUAGUUCUGGCCUCAAAGCGCUCCCAGCCCUAACAGGUGUACAAUAAAUUGCUCAUUUUUGAUUUGACAUUUUUAUGCAUAAUCUGUGUAGAUAUGAUUCACCGGUCUUAUUUUCUCUGUAUUAUGUUUAAUCCUACAGUGACUGUUUUAAGUGCUGUUUUUAACAGAUUAAUCAUUAUUUAUUAAUUGUAAAUAAUGUU